Molecule: messenger RNA, 1288 nt
Organism: Solea solea (common sole)
Lineage: Eukaryota; Metazoa; Chordata; Actinopteri; Pleuronectiformes; Soleidae
Gene: snai1b
Product: snail family zinc finger 1b
Exons: 3
Coding region: 168-1022 (284 amino acids)
Biological process (GO): regulation of DNA-templated transcription
Molecular function (GO): RNA polymerase II cis-regulatory region sequence-specific DNA binding; DNA-binding transcription factor activity, RNA polymerase II-specific
Source: RefSeq, a predicted model, not a curated record
AGUUCCCCAUUGAGUCACAUUGAAGCUGGAAGUGACUUAGAAGCUCUCGUUAUCUUAUCCCUCUGUGUGGUGACUGCAGUCUGCAGCAGAGCGCAGUCCGCCGCCGGAUUUACGAUCAACAUCGCUUUGUUUUUUAUUUUUUGCGUUAAAACACCGGAGAGUUCAUCAUGCCUCGGUCAUUCCUCGUGAAGAAGUAUUAUUCAAACAAGAAGCCUCACCACAGGGAGACUCACCUGGAGAGCCAGACCGCUUUUGUCCCUGAAAGUUUUCCCCGGGCUGAACUUCCAACGCAGAACAACAGCUCUGCCCUGACCUGCUAUCCCAGCAGCCCCUUCUUCAGCAGCAGCAGCAGCAGCAGCAGCAGCAGCAGCAUGGACCCACUGCCCGCACCUCUCUCCCCAGUCACCCCGGUCUCCCUGCCCCCAUCACCACUGGGUCCUCUGGACCUCAGCAGCUCGCCCUGCGGCAGCUCGCCCUGCAGCAGCAGCAGCAGCAGCGGCAGCAGUAGUGGUGAGGAUGAGGAGGACAGUGGGCGCAGUUCGGAUCCCCCCAGCCCGGACGUCAUGCAGCACCUCUACCACUGCCUCCAGUGCAGUAAGAGCUACACCAGCCUCUCUGCACUGUCCCACCACCAGCUCACCCACUGUGCCCCUCCCUCCCUGCCCGCCGAGGUGUCCGCACGCCCGGCCUUCCACUGCAAAAACUGCCCAAAGGAGUACACCAGCCUGGGGGCGCUGAAGAUGCACAUCCGCUCGCACACGCUGCCGUGCGUGUGCCCCACCUGUGGCAAGGCCUUCUCCAGACCGUGGCUGCUCCGAGGACACAUCCGCACACACACAGGUGAGCGUCCCUUCGCCUGCCAGCACUGUAACCGGGCCUUCGCCGACCGCUCCAACCUGCGCGCCCACCUGCAGACCCACUCCGAGGUGAAGAAGUACCAGUGCGGCUCCUGCUCGCGCACCUUCAGCCGCAUGUCGCUGCUGCACAAACACAACGUCUCUCGAUGCUGCUCCGCGUCGUAAAGGCACACAAUUCCCCCCGGACUGCUGCUCUUUGGAGCUGCUUUGCUGACUCUGAUCCCGCUGCCCCCCCCUCCCUCCCCUCACCGAGAGAUUGAUCAGCUCAUUUCAAAAAGCCAUGUUCUGUUGCUUUAAGUGCCCUUUUCUUAAAAAUCGCUGUAAGUUUAUCUCUUUUUAGGUCGUAUGAGUUUAUCUGCAGCACAUUUUUGCUGCGUCAACUGUGUGUGUGUGUGUGUGUGUGUGUGUGUGUGUGUGUGUGUGUGUGUGUG